This is a messenger RNA of Anoplopoma fimbria (sablefish), 2771 nucleotides long. It is a transcript of the gene nf2b, whose product is annotated as NF2, moesin-ezrin-radixin like (MERLIN) tumor suppressor b. Gene Ontology annotation, biological process: regulation of gliogenesis; regulation of cell shape; positive regulation of protein localization to early endosome. NCBI's taxonomy places the organism in Eukaryota, Metazoa, Chordata, Actinopteri, Perciformes, Anoplopomatidae. The record is from RefSeq and is a predicted model, not a curated record. Bases 352 to 2130 code for a protein of 592 amino acids. The transcript is spliced from 17 exons. Gene Ontology annotation, molecular function: cell adhesion molecule binding; actin binding. Gene Ontology annotation, cellular component: adherens junction; filopodium; apical part of cell.
UGGAAAGUCCUCCUGCUAUGUAAAAAGCAAGCUAACCAGGGAAAACACGUAACUAAAUACAACGACAGCAAAGUUGUUUCCAAGUGUGUUUUUAAAUAACUUGAGUAGCUCCAAAGUGAACUCGUUGGAUACGUUUCAUUAUGGAGGUCUCUCCAAAGUUGCGCUCUUUCUACAACUUCUUUUGGUGCGUUUUCGUGGCAUAGCUGGAAAAAGCUAACAUUGUCUAGUAAUAUCAGUUAGCUUAGCAUUGGACUCCCCAACAACAAAAAGAUCCUGCCUCAUCUGAGCCCUGUUGGACGGCAGACGGUGGUAACUUAACUCGCUGGUUUCGUUGACAGCAGCACCCUUAAAAUGUCUAUCCUAGGAUUAAAGAAGAAGCAGCCAAAGACUUUCAAAGUCAAAGUUAUCACCAUGGAUGCUGAGAUGGAGUUCAGCUGUGAGGUGAAGUGGAAAGGUAAAGACCUGUUUGACCUGGUGUGUCGCACUGUUGGUUUGCGGGAGACCUGGUUCUUUGGACUCAGGUACACAGUAAAGGACACCUACGCCUGGCUGAAACAAGAGAAACGGGUCUUGGAUCAGGAGGUUCCCAAAGACUCUCCCAUAACAUUUCAUUUCCUGGCUAAAUUCUUCCCAGAAAAAGUAGAAGAAGAGCUGGUCCAAGAGAUAACUCAGCACCUCUUCUUCUUACAGGUGAAAAAACAGAUAUUAGAUGAGGAGAUAUUCUGUUCCCCUGAAGCAUCUGUUCUCUUGGCGUCAUAUGCCGUCCAGGCCAAGUAUGGGGACUAUGACCCAAACUUUCAUAAGCCGGGCUUCCUGGCACAAGAUGAGCUUUUGCCAAAAAGAGUUUUGAUGCAAUACCAAAUGACGGCUGACAUGUGGGAAGAAAAGAUCACAGCUUGGUAUGCAGAGCACAGAGGCAUCGCCAGAGAUGAAGCUGAGAUGGAAUAUUUAAAAAUUGCUCAGGACCUUGAGAUGUACGGUGUCAGCUACUUUGCCAUAACUCAAAAUAAGAGGGAUACAGACCUGUUACUUGGAGUGGAUGCUCAAGGUCUUCACAUCUACAACCCCAACAGCAAACUCAACCCUAACAAAUCCUUCCCUUGGAGCGGCAUUCGCAACAUCUCUUACAGCGAAAAAGAGUUUACAAUCAAACCCCUGGAUAAGAAGAAAGAUGUUUUCAAGUUCUACUCAUCUCAACUGCGUGUCAACAAGCUGAUCCUGCAGUUGUGCAUCGGUAACCACGAUCUAUUCAUGAGGAGGAGGAAGGUGGAUUCCAUUGAAGUGCAACAGAUGAAGGCUCAAGCUAAAGAGGAGAAGGCCCGCAAGAAGAUGGAGCGUCAAAUCCUGGCAAGGGAAAAACAGAUGAGAGAGGAAGCAGAACGGGCAAAAGAAGAGAUGGAACGAAGACUCUUCCAGCUGCAGGAUGAGGCACGACUGGCCAACGAGGCACUGUUGCGAUCUGAGGAGACAGCAGACCUGCUGGCAGAGAAGGCUCAGAUUGCUGAAGAAGAGGCCAAGCUGUUGGCCCACAAGGCUGCAGAAGCUGAGCAGGACAGGCAGAGGUUAGAGGUCACCGCCAUGAAGACCAAGGAGGAGAAAAGGCUGAUGGAGCAGAAGAUGAGGGAGGCAGAGCAGCUGGCUGUGAAACUGGUGGAGCAGUCUGAGAGAAGGUUGAAGGAGGCAGAUCACCUGAAACAGGACCUGACGGAGGCUAAGGACGCUGAGCGGAGAGCCAAACAGAAGCUGCUGGAGAUCACAAAAACAACAUACCCUCUCAUAGCAGCCUACACUGCUCCACCUGCUCCCCCUGCACCUCCUGAAGCAGCCGACUUUUCUUAUGAAUCAGCGUCUGCGCGCCUCGACUUCAAGGACUCGGACAUGAAAAGGCUGUCUAUGGAGAUCGAGAGAGAGAGGCUGGAGUACAUGGAGAAGAGUAAACACCUGCAGGACCAGCUGAAGGAACUAAAGACUGAGAUCGAGUCUCUGAAGCUGGAGGAGCAGCAGCAACAGGCCGGCGUCUACACCCUCCGCAACGAGGCGAGAGGAUACGUCCAGGAGCCUGUCUACAUACCUCACAGCAAUCGAAACUCUGCGUACAUGUCUCAGAUGGCCUACUUCGAAGAAGUGUGAUCCUCGUCCUGCAAUAUGAGGAAGGAGGGCUACGGCUGACUCAGUGCUUUCUCAACAUGUUUGGUUAUUGUUUUUACCUGGCUGAAACUAACAGACAGACACAUACAUCACGACUGUGUGCUAUGGAAAGACUUUAAAUGUAUCCUAAACAACAAACAGCCACUAGUUGGGCUUCCUGCACAGGUUGUCAUGCUAGGUUGUACCACCUGCGACACUACAGCACCUUCCACAUUUAUUUUUACAUAUAUAAUGAACACACUAAUGUGUGUAUCUAACACUGAUUCAGGACAUGGUGCUGAAGAUGGAUGUAUUAUUGAGUUGCUGAUGUUUUCUUGUGUUUUUAAGGGAUAUCUAGCUGUAAGAUGUCAGAUAGAAUAUCAUAACUCAAUGACAGUUAGACAUUUAUGCCUUUACAACAUUUUGAAACUGGGAUUGAGGUGAACGUUUGAUGUAACCGGCUUCAGGCAAAAUUCCUCCAUUGAAUGUAAUUUGGUAAAUUAUCUUUUCAGGCUGGAUUAUAUUUUGAAAAGUUAUGAGUAUCAUCAAGAUCUUGUUAAUAUGGUCAUCCUCUUUCAAACCAGCAAAGUGUUUCUCAAACUUCACUUUUGAAAAUAGUAAAUAAAAAUGCCCAAAUUUCUGAA